GGCCUCCAACGCGGACCAUGUCUCCUCGCCAGCUCCUGUACAUGAUUCCUCUUUACGCAAGCGCGUUAUGCACCAAGUGGAAUUCUAUCUGAGUGAAGGAAAUUUGGCACAUGACCGCUUCUUCGCUGAGCAAAUGAAGAAUCGCCCCGAUAAUGGUAUACCCAUCGCCAUGCUUCUGCAGUGUAACCGACUUCAAGCCCUAAAGAUCAACGAAGAACUUUUGCUUCGUUCAAUAAGAAAGUCUAGUUUGGUGAAGGUGUCAGAAGAUGGAUUGGCUGUGGUGCGUACGCGUCCUCUUGCGGAACUCGCUCCUCGUGAAAAGCGCACGAUUCUAGUCGUCGGUAUUCCUCGUUGGUUCAACGAUCCGAAUACAGUGGACCAGUCUCUACAGGAACAAGCGGUUGACGGUCCUGACCCCACUGUGAACACCGCUUCCUUCUCCACGCCACACACUGAUCGUGGAUAUGAGAUGAUGGACUGGCUACGUGAUAUUUUCUCGGAAUAUGGCGAAGUGUUGUACAUCAGUCUACCUCAAUAUCACACCUCUGGAUUUUUUCGGGGCUUUGCAUUUGUGGAAUUCGCCACUCCAAAACAAGCUCGCUUGGCAGUUAAAUCGAUGGCUCCUGCGGCUGAUGACGAAUCCUGGUUUGUUGCCCCACUCGCUGAAGGAAGUUGUCCACCAGACACGCCCCUGCCAGAGAAUGCUUGGAAACCAAGAUUGGCAGCCCGGACUGCGUUACUUCCCUCAGAUAUGCUUGAAAGACGUUACGUUUGGCGAUGUUGUUCUCGGAAAAACAAGCAGAUUCAGAUAGCAUUCCGACACUUGCGGUCGGCCGGUUAUCGCGCACCCAAUCCAUGCGAUCGGGAAUAUGAACAGAUUACCUUGGGUGCUAGCUCGCCUGAGAUUCGGGCAGAGUACAUCAAAGAAAGUUACGGAGAACCGCAUCGGGACAAACUACGUGUAAUUCGCUACGCCGUUUGGGAGUUUUGGAAAUCAAAAUUUUAUUUAUGGCUCAACGCCUGGGUAGAACGGAUGAGACGAAAAACGGACGAGCUAUCUAUGAAUCUCGAAACCGCCCAGCUGGACGUAGAUGAACACAAUGACCGUAGCGAUGGCCAAGCCACUGAUAACCAAGUUUCCCAAGUAAUCCAUGCAGCCAAUUCACCGACGGAGAAUUCACAAACCCAAGCGAACUCGCUCUCUUUGGGUCUUUGCACUUCGCUGCCGAAAAAUUAUGUCCCUAGCACUGUGAUCCUCCUUUUUUGGCCGUCAAAAUUGGUCCAGGACUCUGAACAGACCGUUCUGUCGUCAGUCGAUGAUGACCCUACUCCGAAGCCUCACCUGAGCCUAGCGCGUCGGAUUCGAAUCAGCUUAGAGCAUAAUCUCCUGUCCGCUUGCAGUUUACUCGAGCAGGUCGCGCACAUGGACCCUCAUCCUAACGACCUCGUGUUAUCCGAAGUCUUAUCUUCCCUUGAUAAACACACAUCUCUGUCAUCUCGUUCCUCCGUUGAAAACACUUACGCAGUUUUUAUUCGUAUGAAAACCAGGGCAGAUGCCCUCACCCUUGCUCAAUUUGCCGCAGAUCUUAAGUCACCCGUGGGUCCUAUUAAAUUGCAUUUGUUAUCCGGUCCGAGCGAAACAGCCUAUUGCAAAGCCAUUUCAGCCUCGUUGACAGGAGCGGCCGAACGUCGUCGCCGUUUGCAGUUUAAACGACGUCAGCGAAAGAAAACUGAAUCGAGCGGUACUCAACGGGAUGAUGUGCCUACUGCUUCGACCAAGAACCGUGCUGAUCUAUCAGAAACUGUUCCCCUGGAGAAAAGAUCAAAACACAUCGUAUUUGAUGAAUAGGAAAAAAUUCAACUUCUGCUGGCACUUGAGGUAUUUCGCAAACUCAUAAGAAAAAACAGUGCAUUUAAACUGAGAAUGCUUAUUGAUUUUGCUUAAUAAUCACUUAAAUAUUUCCUACAUGAAUUGCUGAUCGUGUUUCCAUUAAAGUUGGAUUUGCAAAUAUACAAUCUUCUUGCAUG
Messenger RNA from Opisthorchis viverrini, 2028 nucleotides. RefSeq lists its product as hypothetical. Gene Ontology annotation, molecular function: mRNA binding. Gene Ontology annotation, cellular component: nucleus. NCBI's taxonomy places the organism in Eukaryota, Metazoa, Platyhelminthes, Trematoda, Opisthorchiida, Opisthorchiidae. The transcript is spliced from 6 exons. The coding region runs from base 68 to 1849 and encodes 593 amino acids. The record is from RefSeq and is a predicted model, not a curated record.